This is a messenger RNA of Rhododendron vialii, 1711 nucleotides long. RefSeq names its product chromatin assembly factor 1 subunit FAS2. Gene Ontology annotation, biological process: DNA replication-dependent chromatin assembly; nucleosome assembly. The record is from RefSeq and is a predicted model, not a curated record. Lineage: Eukaryota; Viridiplantae; Streptophyta; Magnoliopsida; Ericales; Ericaceae. The coding region runs from base 256 to 1626 and encodes 456 amino acids. Gene Ontology annotation, cellular component: nucleus; CAF-1 complex. The transcript has 12 exons. Gene Ontology annotation, molecular function: protein binding.
UUUGCUAACUACAAAAUUUUUUGGAAAAAAAAAAAAAAAAACUAAGAAAAAGAGCUUCUUACUUUUAUAAGUUCAUCCAAACAAGGCAUUAGGCACCGACUGUUGGCGCCAAAACCAACAUCAAUCCCUCCCUCCCUCUCAACUUACACUCUCUUUAUAGUUUUUCCCACUCGAACCCUAACCCCCUUCUUCUGCUUUCAAACUCCCAAAUUAUUUCCCUUUUAUAAAACGAAGAGAAACCCUAACAAGUGUGUAAUGAGGGGUGGAACUGUUCAGAUCAAUUGGCACGACACGAAGCCCGUCCUCACCCUAGAUUUCCACCCUCCCUCCGGAAUUCUCGCCACCGGCGGCGCCGAUUUCGACAUCAAGCUAUGGCUGGUUACUUCGGAUGAAGUUCAAAAGAAAACCCCAACAGCUUCUUAUCAGAAUAGCCUUGCUUACCAUGGUUCAGCUGUAAAUGCUCUUCGCUUCUCACCUUCUGGGGAACACCUUGCCUCUGGUGCUGAUGGAGGUGAGCUGGUCAUAUGGAAGUUACACACUACUGAUGUAGGUCAAGCAUGGAAAGUUCUCAAGACAUUAUCGUUUCACCGUAAGGAUGUGUUGGACCUGCAGUGGUCUACUGAUGGUGAAUUUCUUGUUUCUGGAUCGGUUGAUAAUUCUUGCAUUAUAUGGGAUGUUAGCAGAGGUUCUGUGCAUCAGAUCUUAGAUGCUCAUCAACAUUAUGUUCAAGGUGUGGCAUGGGACCCGUUGGCAAAGUACAUUGCUUCAUUGAGUUCUGAUAGAACUUGCCGGAUUUAUGUGAACAAGCCUCAAAGUAAAGCAAAAGGAAAUGAGAAGAUGAAUUAUGUUUGUCAGCAUGUCAUUGCAAAGGCGGAACCUCAGAUUCUAGAUGAAUCCAAGUCAGUUAAACACCAUCUUUUUCAUGACGAGACGCUUCCAUCUUUCUUCCGAAGGUUAGCCUGGUCUCCUGAUGGAUCAUUUUUACUUGUGCCUGCAGGUUCUUGCAGAAUCUCUCCAGCAUCUGAACCAGUUAACACCAGUUACGUUUUCUCUAGGAAUGAUCUUACAAGGCCUGCUCUACUGCUCCCUGGUGCCAGCAAACCUGUCGUUGCAGUGCGAUUCUGCCCUUUGGCUUUUAGGCUUAGAGCUUCAAACUCAGCUGCUUUCUUCAGGCUUCCACAUCGCCUUGUUUUUGCAGUGGCUACUUUGAACUCUUUAUAUAUCUAUGACACUGAAGGCAUUCAACCAAUUGCAAUUUUGGCUGGACUCCACUAUGCAGCCAUUACUGAUAUUGCUUGGUCACCGUCAGGAAAAUACUUGGCAUUGUCCUCUCAAGAUGGUUAUUGUACUCUUGUGGAAUUUGAAAAUGAUGAACUAGGAUCACCGAUCUCGUUAUCAGUCUGCUCAGAAGGAAAGAAAUUAGUGGGUGAUGAGAGCAAGGGCGCUGUUCAGAAACCAGACGAUAAUGGGAUGGAAGGAUCUCAGAACAAAGGCAUUCUCAGUUCUGACAGUGGAAAAACAGAAAUUGAAAAAGAUGAAGGAAAGCAACCAUCAGCACCUCCGGUAGUUACUCCCUUGCAAAAUAAGCCUGCUAAGCGGCGCAUUACUCCAAUGGCUAUCGAUUGAAAAUCAUCAUCAACCUUUUACCCUGUAUAUCUCAGUGAACUGUACUUUGUAAUUUCAAACAUCUAUAGAACUUUGGCAACUUUUA